Molecule: messenger RNA, 1715 nt
Organism: Blepharisma stoltei
Lineage: Eukaryota; Ciliophora; Heterotrichea; Heterotrichida; Blepharismidae
Source: the annotation of a GenBank genome assembly
AUGGGAAAUAAAUCAUCAAGCAAAAAAGUGCCAGAAAAGCUAAGAUAUCGGCAAGCUGAUUAUCCAAUAACGACUGAAAUAGAUUUAUAUAAUGAUGAUGAAGCUAUAGAAAUCAGAGAAUCAGAGACUAAAACUAUUUCAGAUAUAACGCCGUAUGAUCAAAAAUUGCAGUUAUUAAUGAAGCCUGCUCUAAGCUAUUUGCAAAUUAAUGGCACAUUACCCCAAGAAAUGCCAUGCCAGCUAUCAAUGCAAGCUUCAGAGACUUCAAUAUCUGAAGAAACUCUUCGUCAAGGAGUUGACAUUAUAUGUGUAAUUGAUGUAAGUGGAAGCAUGAGGGGACCAAAACUUGAAUUAACUAAAAAGACACUCGAAUUUAUGGUCAACCAGCUUUGCGAAAAAGAUCGAGUUAGCUUGAUUGCAUUCAAUAAUAUUGUUACUAGGAUUCAGCCCUUAAUAAGAAUGACUCCACAUGGCAAAGCUCAAACUAUAGAAGAAAUAAGAAAUCUUGAAGCAAAUGGAGGCACUGAUAUUACCGGAGGCUUGCACCAUGGAAUUAAAACGUUAAUAUCCUAUUUAAGAGAAACCAAAACUAGGAAAAAUGCCUAUUUUGGAAUUUGACUGUAUUUAAGAACACAACAAAAUUUUUUAACUUUUUUUUGUUAUGAAAUAGUUUCAUAUAUAUUUUAUUUUAAACGGCAUUCUCAACAUAAAUUUAAAUAUUUAAUUAUAAUUUUUUUAAAAAAAUUCCUCACUCUUAAAGGUAGGAGGUAGAAGAUCGAAAGAUUGUUAAUAAAAUAUCUUCAAUCGUUUUACUUUCAGAUGGGCGUGAUAAACAAAAAGAUACAUCACUAGAUCGUGGAAAAGCUAGUAUUGACUCUUCAUCGUUAAAAGAUUACUCAAUUCAUACUUUUGGAUAUGGCUCUGGGCACGAUGCUCAGCUAUUAAGUGCAAUUUCCCAAUUAAGAAAUGGAGGAUUUUAUUAUGUUGAAAAGAGCGAGUCCAUCCCAGAAGCAUUUUCAAACUGUUUAGGAGAAUUAAUGUCAGCAGUUGCUGAUCAAAUCCAAGUCCGUUUGCAAACUCAGGCUACAGAUGUUUCAUUUUCACUCACAAAAGUUUAUUCAGAAAACGGGGACUCCACAUUUGCAAUGCCUCCUGUUCUUACAGGAGAUAAAAAAGAAGCCAUAUUUAUUUUGAGUUUUCCUUCUUGCCAGCAGCAGUUCCCACAGCCUUAUAUAAUAAGCCCUGUAAAAGGAUUUAUUAAAUAUAGACUGAUAAGGACUGGAGAAGAAAUUGAAGAAGAAUGCUACCUCAAUAUUCCUGUUUUUAAUGAAAAUGAUGCAAUAGAUUCCAUUGAAAUUGAUGAAGAUGUAAUGGUUAAUUUCUAUAGAGUUAAGAGUGCAGAAAUCUUAAAAGAAGCCGGAGAGCUUGGGGAUAAAGGAAACAUGGAAGGGGCUAGAAAUUUGCUCCAAAAAGGUGCAGAUGAGCUGAAAGUUUCAGUUGUUGCAGAAAAUUCAAUAGUUAAAAUACUGAUUAAUGACUUGGAAAAUACAAAAGGCAGGUUUUUGAAUGAAAGAGAAUAUGAGCAUGGAGGGAAAGCAGAAGUCAUGAGCAAAGCAAGAGGGCAUUUUAGUAAAAGAGAACAGAAUGUUGAAUGCUAUAAGAACAGUUGCCAAAAAGAAAUAUCGAAAUGCUCUAAAGAAUAUUUUGCUAAUUAA